AUGUCUCAGCCAGCAACACUUUUCAGACUGCCUCUGAGAACUAAGUGGAUGGCAACAAAAUCCUCAAUUAAGAAGGAACCAAUGACAGAAUAUAUUGUAUCAUCAUUGCUGACAGACUUUCUGAAAGAUGCAAGUUUAUGUUUGCUGUUCCUGAACAACUUACAAAAAAUUGGCAUCUACUCCACUAAAGAUGGCCGUAAGCUUGAGACAGAGUACGAAAUAGAGAUGGUGAUUGAUAAGCGUAAUGCCCUUAGAAAAGAAGCUUUUCGUGAGAUCUUGAGUGGAGAAAGUGAGAUGAUGAUAGAUGAUGGUUUAAGCUCUGGCAUAGUGGAGAUGAAAUCUUCAGAGACUAUUGUAAACUUUAGCCUCAAGGACAGCCAUGGACAGACACACCCGAUCUACCAUCGCCGAGUCAGCAAACCGCUUAGCAAACAAGAUAACAUCCAGUCUCGGGUGUUCUGCACUCUUCCCCUGCCUGUGAAGACCGACCUGCCAGUCCACAUCAACGGUCACUUUGCACUUGAACACGAGUCCCGCCGGAACCUAUGGGACAGAGAAGAUGACAGCAGAACCACCUGGAACAAGUUGCUCUGCACAGAUGUUAUCGCACCCUCGUAUGUCAAGGCGCUCGAGCAGGUCAAAUUUGCUUGGUUUAGGACGAAACAUGAGGACGAAACUUCGACGGAAGCUGCUGCCAAAAUAGUUGAGUUUUUUGCCCUGUUCCCCAGCAUUCCUAAAACUGAGUCUUCAUUCUGGAGCCCCUUAGUCGAGGCCUUCUACCAGGAGGUCAUCAAUGGACGUCAGGCGCUGUUUCCUGUCACGAGAGCAGAUACACCAGGCGUCAUCUGGACUUCCAUCGUUAAAGAGAAAAGCUUCGCCGGUUACUUUAGAAGACCCCCAGAAUACUCAUCUCCUGUUUUACCUUAUUACUCACAGAAUGACACUGAGAAGAGAGUUUCCGAUGGAAAACUUUUGGAGUUGCUGAAGCGUUUGAACAUGAAGAUAGUUCAGGCUCCCCUGCACGUCUUCACUGCUCUCAAGAACUACGGAGCUGACAAGAUACAAGAAGCAACUCUAAGUGCCGUCCUCCCUUUCCUGAAGUCUUGUACAGCAACAGCCUCAGACACUUGUCAGUUGAAGAACCUUCCUCAGCCACUUGCUGACCUUGGACUUGAUGGGGAGGAUGUACUAACUCUGGUUACAUUUGUUCAAAAGUCUGCAGAUUUUCCAAACAAUAUUUUUGGUCUUCCACUAUGUCUUCUUCAGUCUGGCAUUUUAGAUGUCUUUUCAGUAGAACGGAAGGCUUUUGUUACCACCUUCUGUGACCUUUUUCCAAUGCUGUCUGAAGAAUUCCUUCAUUGCAGUCUGCUGGACAUUUCUCUAAUUUUAACAAAGCAUCAUGUCUUUCAGUCUUCAACAUUCAGCAUCUAGCUUAACGAUUGCAUUUUUGUCUUGAUCAGGAUUUGUUCAAGAUAGGACAGCCAUGUGCACUGAACACUGGUCUUCUUCCUACUGAGGACUGGCUUCAGCGUCUCUGGAGUUUAUCGAGUGCGAAGUAAUAUAAAAAAAACAGAACAUCUCUGAUGACAGCCUUCUUUGGUGCUUAAAUGAAUGGAGUUUAAUACCUUGCAAGGUAGCUGGGAAGGAAGAAUGUUUUCUGUACCCAAUCAAAGAUAGAAAACGUGUUUUCUUCUUUCCUCCUCCACUUAAUAGGACACAUGAAACUCAAGCUGUCAGUGUGCUUCGAAAGCUCCCGUUGCCAGUCGUUGAUCAGUCCGUCGUCUCUCGAAGGUUAGCGGAGAAACUCGUAGCGUCUGUCGGGAACCCGGAAAGCAUCGUCGGUCUGCUGAGAUCAUUCGGCAAGUCCCUUCAACUUACACAGCAGGAUGCCACCUUAUUGUUGAACUACUUUAACUUCUACGCAAAAAACCAAAUUCAGUUUUGUGCCAUUUAAUUUGCGAGAGAUCCCGAUGUUCUGUGCAAUUGGAGGGCGUGUUACCUCCCUUGACUCUCGGAAUGUUGUGCUCCUUCUACACGAACACAUUCCACAAGACGGACUGGAAGUCUGGUCACAACAAACCAAAACAACUCUUCUGGACCAACAGCUUAUACCAGAUGAACUGUGUCGGCUUUUUCAUCUGGACAAAACUUCCAAUUUACACAUGAUCUUCUGGAGACGAUUUCUUUCAACCAUAGAAUAUUGCCAGAUGAUUUUGUUAAUGGUCAUCUUCUUUACAUUCGGAAGACAUGUUACACUGUUUUGAAAGAGGCCAAUGAAGUUGAUGAGUUAUUCAGAAUUCUGUCACAAACAGCCUUCAUUAGAAUUGAGUCAGGCAGGAUGUGUAUACCAUCGCAGUUCUACAGCCCGCACAAUAAUGUUUUUCACCAAAUGCUUGAUGUGGACAGGUUUCCGCCAGCACCAUACUGCAAUCGUGAUUAGCGCGAUUUCAUGGAGAAAGCUGGUAUGGUGAAGGAGGUGACAGUCAAUAUGUUCAUCUCAUAUGCCAAACAGGUAGCAGCAGAAGGUGCGAAUACACUGAGUGAAAAAACGUUGACAAGAUCAUCAACACUUGUACAACAUCUGUUUAAAAGAAUGAUCUGUUGAAUUCUGAGCUCUUGAGUUCUGUUUGCAAUAUUUCUUUUGUGCGCCCUUGGUCCUUUAAGGAAACAGCUGAACAUCUUCAAGGACUUGAGCAACUCUCUUCUCCGUUUGUAGCCAAACGCUUAGUUUCCUUCUCACAAAGUUGUCGUUCCUGUCACUGGCCGCUGCUGUGGAGCACGAAGGCCAUUUUGCAUCCAAAGGAUGAACCAAAUUACCAUUUGAGGAAUAGGCACCUGAACGAUGUUUCAGAGAAACUUAAAUUUCAACAAGACAUCCCCCUAGAACAGUUCAAGCAGCAUGUUGUGAACGUAUGUCAGGCGCUGAGCACUUCCACGUGCGUCCUUCUGCAGUCUAGCGAUGGUCGAACAAAAGUAGAAUGGCUCUUUCGUCAAAUCUACCAGCAUCUUACAAAGUGCCCUUCAUGGGAAAAACAUUUCUUUAAGGGCUUACCCUUGGUAUUCGACAUCUACAAUGCCUGCAUGUUGUAUCCUGAGCAAGUGGUUAUAAAACUCACAUCAAGCGAGGCUGUGGAUGGCUGGCUGUUUCGAGCUCCGAGAAACUAUGAAAUGUUUGACAAUCUCUUUGCCGAACUCGGAGUUACCUCCACUGUGACAGCUGACCACUAUGUGAGGGUUCUAAACAAACUUCACGCAAAACAUCCACAUCAGCCAUUAGAAGGUGACUGGCUACAGUCUUGUAAAAAGUCUGUACAAGGUCUCUUUCGAUGUUUAGAGGUUUCUUCCAAAUUGAACAAAGAGGUGAUUUACUUGCCAAACGAACAGUUCUGCUUGAAACAAUCAACAUCUCUGAUAUUUUGUGACAGCGAUGCUCUGAAAUCGAGACUAAAGAACUGCUCUGAAAGAUUUUUCCCCACCUUCAUGCAGCUUGGUAUGGACUGUGUCAGUCCUUGGAAUACAAUUUCUCUUCUUCCCUGAUGGCCAUAAGAUGGCAAGGCUUUCUGAAAUUACCAUGGAGAUGCUGCCCGAUUCGAUUUUGUCGACCAAAACAAUUGGUUGCCUGGCACAGGAUUUCAAGAGGAAGUUAUUUCAUGUGAACUUUGUGAAUGGCAUCACGCGGCUUAUCUACCAUAUGUACGUAGCAAACAACAAACCAGUUCAAAGCACUUUUCGUCAAGAAGUGAAGGAAAUGUUAGGAAGAAUCGAGAUAUUUGAGAUAGAAGAUUUGCAUACGGUGCUGGUCGUCGGCGAGCAAAAGGUGACAGGUAGUGAAGCAAAACAUAAGAUAUUCAGAGACAAAAGGUUUCCUACCUGUGUUUUUGUUGACAGCAGAGCGACAGUCAGUGACGAUGAUGUUGACAUUAUUCUGACGGAUGCUGUCAUCGAAACAGUCGCCAAGGACCUCCAUGAAUUCCGAUUUCUUUUAAUUUCCAUGUUGAAGUCAGAUGAUGUGCCUGCCAUUCUCGACAAACACAACAUUUCUUCCUACUAUCAAGGUCCUACGAUUCAACCUGGAUGGUAUGUGAACUUUGAUGACUUCUGUUUACUAGACAACAGUGUCGACAGCGCCUAUGUCAAUGAUGAGAAUGUUGUACUAGAGGUUAUGACCCUUUGAUAGACAGCAAAGACAUAUUGAGGGAAGAACAGGAAAUAUCUAUGCAGGUUGAGGAAUCUGCAACCCAGGCUUUGAAGAAUUAAUGAAGAAGCUAGAGACGCUUGCCGACGAUGUGAAGGUGAUGAGCUCUCACCAGGUUUUUCUGUUCGCUAGAGUGAUGGAGAGGAAUCUGUGUGGGACAAGAACAACACAUUACUCGCCCAUGCUGCAUGUCCUACCGAGUGGACGUUGGCAAUAAGCGUACGAUGGCGGUGUCUGCUGUCAAACUGUACAAGAUACCAGCGACUUCUCAAGAUCCAUCUGACCUCACAGCCACGCCAGUGCAGUCGGAUCCAAAGUCAGUCACUUCAGUAGUGAAGCAGGUUAAAGGUUGUCUUAAGGCUUCAUUGCCAAUCAUUGGCGACAAACGCCUCCAGCUAAGUCUGCUGAAACGUUUGUAUUUGCAAUGGCAUCCGGACCUAAAGACCACAGAACCACACGAUUGUUUGAGGAUUUUACGUGUCAUCAGACAAUCAGCACUAAGUAAGUCCAGCUCGGUUCUUAACAAUGGCAAUCAGCCGAUGUUAACUGCGGUGUUCUUUGAUCGGGUGUUCGCUCGGGGUCAACUGUAUGCCUCACAGAUUCCUGACGCCAGGGGAGAGCAGUCAAAUGUCGGCAUUCAGUCCAAAAGAGAAAACCCACAGCCAGGAGAGCGAGACGCUGGCUACGCCAAGCUUUUGAGGAUCUGAAGAUGGCCAAGAACUGCUCAGAGGGAAACAACUGGCUUUGUUUCAUAUACCAUCAGGCCGCGGAGAAGGCCCUCAAGGCUCUGCUGUUCUACAAGAACGCUGACCACAAGAUGCUACAUCCGGCUGAAAAGCAGAAGUGAAGAUUCUCGCCAAAGCCACGCACAACAAGGACUUACUGCAAGCGGCCGAGCGGUUGGAGCGACUGACAGGAGAAAGAUGGAGGAUGUCGUAUCCGUUUGUACAUUGGGGACCAGAGCUACCCGCCCACCUGUACACUACGGACAUGGCAAAGAUGUCAUGCAGUGAAACGGAGACAAUUCUGACCAUUGUAGCUUCACUCAUGGUGUAAUUAGCUGCAAUGUUGUCUUUGCUAAAUGGUGUGUCACAUUGAAAUAAAUAAUGCAACUCAGAUUUUAAACUACGUAACCGGAAAAAAAUCAUUGAAUUUUGAGCGAUGUUUUACUAUGAAUACACAUGCUUUCUUUAAAAGGAUUUUUGCUAAUUAUUUUUCUCAUUUUUGUCCCUUAUUGACGUUUUGUAAGUGUAUCAGUGGCACCUAGUGUGUGGGAGGGAAUGUUAACGGAUGCUGGGAACGAAGAUGUUGUCUAUUAUCUCCUCUUGUGUUACACCUGUCUCUGUAUGAGGCUCCUUGUCUUUCUCAACCCAGUCGAAUUUUAUUAUUUUUAUGGUACUAGUGACUUUCUGAUAACUAAUAGUAAUCUUGGUCCCAAGGUGUCAGUCUUGUAUUCAAUUUAUUAUAGUUAUUAUAAGUGAACCGACCUUCUUGAUAGCCUUCUAUUCAUUGUUUUAAUACCACUCACAUCAUUCAGUGUGUUUUUUUGUAUAAAAGUUUGCUGUUGCUGUAAACACUGUAAUUUAAUAUUUUCUGUAUAUCAUAGCUGAGAUAUUUUGUUAUUGCUUUCGCUAACAUAAUUCUCUUAGUAAAACAUAACCGUCGUAUUCAGUUUUUUGUUCAUUUAAAACAGUUUAAACUACAUGCUCCUUGUCUGUCUCCCAGCGCCUGCUUAUUACAGUUCUCUGCCUGUUGUAAAUGGCUAAAAAGAAAUAGAAAAAGUAUUUUGUUUCUACAUCGUAGCUUGUUUUGUCCUAGAAAGUUGACUUUUCUUUUGACAAUGAUGAAGUUUGUCAUCUUCUGAUAAUUUGUGCUCUCCCUUGUCUCAGUACACUAUGUAGUAAUUUACAUAUAUAUAUACCACUAGCAACAUCAUUACAUUUAAUUAAAUUUUUGUAAUGCCAUUUAUUUGAUUUUUGGUUUAUAUUCGUCUCAUUUUUACUUUGCUUUAAUUUUUCAAAACAUUUAUUUGUAAAAUUUUUUUGUCAAACGCUUAACUAUCCUGAAUGAGUUCUGUAUCGUUUAACAUAAUAACAUUGUAUUAAUGUUUAUGACAAGAAGAUAUUUUUCAGCCUUAAAUAAACUUUUGACAAACGUCACAUCUAUAAUAACAAAUAUUUACAUCUGAUUUUAGAAUAUUAAUUUAAAUAAAUCUAUUUAUGAUGUUGACAUACUUUUAUCAAACAAAUAUGUGUGGCAUUGAUUGUGGUAGAAUAAAUGCUGACAAUAUAGCCUAGAUAAUAACUAGAAGGCUUUGUGUGGUUCUUGUGCACUGAAUACAGACUCUUUGUCUAAUUUAAUGCUUUUAUUCUUUUUGAUGGCUUAAGUUCCAAGGACAAGUUUAUGAAUAAACUGACAAUAUCCUUUGGUUUUCUUUUAAAGUUUGAUAAAGUCUUUAAAGAUGUAAUUGCUUUCCUGUGUAGAAUAUUUUAGAAUGUUGCUUAAUUGUGGUUUAUCAUUGUAAGAAUUUAUAUUACUUUUAUCAUUUAAUGUGUUUUGCUAAGAGUAAGGCGGUGGUACAUUUUAUUCGAUGUUUUUCUCAAAUUUAAAACUUGAAUUCCUGUGAGUGACAAACAUGUUCUAAGGAAACAUUCUCUAUUCUGCAAAUGUAAAUAUUUCAACGUUGACUUGAGUGUAUUUAAUUCUUUUCAUCGUUAGUUAUGUGAUACAUCGAUACAUCGUCAAUAACGAUUUCUUUAUCACUGUCCUCAGUGUACUGAUCUUGAGACAAGACCUCCUGACACUCUGAUAACAUCAAUUGCAUAUUCAAACUUGUCUUCAAACUUCAAACUUCAAACAUAAUCUAUACAACUCAGUUUAAUAUUGUCUUAUUUGACUGAGCAAGGUCCUUUGAGAGUUAUGGCCCAUCUUUGUCUUUGCUGUCCUUUAGUCUUGUUUUUAUAGUUUUUUGGUUUUGUUUUGUUUUGCAUGAUCCUACUCUGCUUAUUUUUCUUUUGUUUGCACAAAUCGGUCUCUGCUUUCAACCUUUUUUUAUUUCUCUACUUAUGUGCACACUCUAAAUUACCUUCAAUAGGCACUUUGCAAGAAUUUGAAAUUUGUUUCUAGAAUACGUUAUAUAAAAGUAGACACGUAUAUUGCAUCCUACAGUCUUAUACUUUCGUAGUUUUGCAUGUUGGGCACUGUGUGUUAUAACCUUGUAGUGACUUUUAAGUAAAGUAUCUUCGGAAUAAAUAUUUCUCUUUUA
Pomacea canaliculata is the source of this 7460-nucleotide messenger RNA. Its product is annotated as sacsin-like. The transcript has 3 exons. Lineage: Eukaryota; Metazoa; Mollusca; Gastropoda; Architaenioglossa; Ampullariidae. Gene Ontology annotation, molecular function: Hsp70 protein binding. The coding region runs from base 1 to 1431 and encodes 476 amino acids. The record is from RefSeq and is a predicted model, not a curated record.